AUUCAAACGUACGAGCCAAAGCCUGUAGAGAGAGAAAACCGCGAUAAAAAAAUCCACAAUAAACCGAUUUCUGCAAACAAAAUGGGUCCGAUUGAGCUCCUGCACAUGUCUGUGUUCUCGCAGAGUUUCUCUCCGUGUUCUCGCUUUUUAGCAGCGGGGAAUAACUACGGAGAGAUCGCUGUGUUCAGUCUUUCAGCUGCUCUGAGUCCAGACGCCACAGACGCCAGUCAGAAACCCGUCCUCACCUUCACCGCCCAUGAAGGUCCCGUGUUCUCACUGAUCUCCACGGACACACACCUCCUCAGCUCCGGGAACGGAGAGAUCAGCGCGUGGAGCUGGGCGGAGCUCUGCAAGAAGAACACUAAAGCUGUUUGGACGAAGAGACCCGAUUACAAAACCGGUCUGGAAAUCCCCGAGAUCAACGCCAUGAUCAUCAACAGCAGAGAGAACAGCUUGGUGGUCGGUGGGGGAGACAACAACAUCCACAUCAUGGACCUGGAAACUGGAACCUUCAAGUCAGUUCUGCAGGGUCACACAGAUUAUAUUCACUGUUUAUCUCUGAGAGAGAGGGAUGGAGAGAUCCUGUCAGGAGCGGAGGAUGGAGCCGUGAGAAUGUGGGACGGGAGGACGGGCCAAAGCGUGCACUGUGUGGAGGUUUAUAAAUAUGAGGAAUGCGCUCGCCCCCAGUACGGGAAGUGGAUCAGCUGCGUGACGACGGAUUCUGAUUGGAUGCUGUGUGGUGGAGGCCCCGCCCUCUCUCUGUGGCAUCUCCGCUCCAUGUCUCCCACCUCCAUCUUCUCGCUGAGUGGAUGUCAGAGGGAAGCCGUGUUUCAUCAGGACCUGAUCUUUGCAGUAGGUGAGGGUCCACACGUGUCUCACUGUUUGCUGGGGGGAAGCGUGAAAGCUCAGAUCCCCUGCACUCCUCCGUCACUGAACACACUCGCCCUGAACCUUGGUACCACUGAACACAGGGUGAUGACCGUCGCAGGCAGCAGCAACCAGAUCGACGUUUUCACCAACUUCUCCUACAGAGCCUUCUCGCUGUCCUUCUGAACAUCACACACACUUUCAAACCAUCCUGAAAGCUUGCUCUGUCCGUAUGCGUCACUCGAACGCCAGUUCGUUUUGUAAAUUAAAGCAGCAGUGUGUAAUAUUCCGAACCCUCUUCUGCCCGUGAACCGAAUUACAGUCACAGUAAAGUCAUGGAUACGCCUUUCACCUUCUCUCUAACUGACCACACCCACUCUGCAUGCCUUUUAAGGAAAAGGUGCGAGACUGUGUGCUUUUCACUGGCUUGGGGACGGGGUUUAUUUCUGGCCUGGGGAACAUAAGAAGAUUGUAAACAGUCUGAAAUUAAGAAACUAGUCAGAUAUGUUGCAUGAAAAUAUUUCACAUGACAGGUUUUCUAUAUGAUUUUUUUUUUCUUUUUAAAGACGUGGAAACAUUUUUCAAUAUCACUAACUGCUCCUUUAAAGAGAGGACCGCGUCGGUGACAGGACGGAUGUACGUUCAAAUUGUCUUUUCAACUGCGAAAUAGAUUUCCCCCCCCCCUUAAAAGAAUUCACCUUAACCGAGAGAAUCAUCUUUCGAUUAAAGUAGAACACAACUUUUAUAACAGUAGUAAUGUAUUUUGUUUUAUUUGCAGUGUAUUUGUAUAAUAAAAUAUUUUCAUACACUUUCA
This is a messenger RNA of Ictalurus furcatus (blue catfish), 1681 nucleotides long. RefSeq names its product THO complex 6 (gene thoc6). The record is from RefSeq and is a predicted model, not a curated record. The coding region runs from base 82 to 1053 and encodes 323 amino acids. Lineage: Eukaryota; Metazoa; Chordata; Actinopteri; Siluriformes; Ictaluridae. Gene Ontology annotation, biological process: mRNA export from nucleus. Gene Ontology annotation, cellular component: transcription export complex; THO complex. The transcript has 13 exons. Gene Ontology annotation, molecular function: protein binding.